AGAUAGCGGACGCCGGCGGCCACCUCGCCCCUUCGGGUCGGGGGCGGGCGGGCGGGGGAAAUGCCGGAGGACGGCAACGCCGGCGUGGGCCUCAUCUACCCGCCGCCGGAUGUGCGGGGAGUGAUCGACAAGACCGCGCAAUUCGUCGCCAAGUGCGGGCCAGAGUUCGAGCAGCGCGUGCUGCGGGAGCAGAACCAUGCCAAGUUCAGCUUCCUGCUGCCGAACAACCCGUACCGGCAGUAUUACGAGCACAAGGUGAAGGAAUUCAAGACAGGCGUAGUGGAGGAGGCGAAGCCAGAUGUGCCGAAAGCGAUCAUCGAGCAGAAAGCCAAGGAUGAGGCCAAGAAGCAGAAGAAGGAACAGAAAAUGCUGACACUUGGCGGCGAGAAGAAGAAGAAGGUUGCCAAGCCGCCGCCGCCAGACCAGUACGUCGUCAGCCACCCUUACAUUGCCCCGAUGGAUAUGGACAUCAUCAAGCUCACCGCACAGUUUGUGGCUCGGAACGGCCAGAAGUUCCUUAUAGGCCUGACGCAGCGUGAGAGCCGCAACCCGCAGUUCGAUUUCCUUAAGCCGACGCAUGCUCUUUUCGGCUACUUUACGUCCCUUGUGGACGCUUACACAAAGUGCUUGAUGCCCAACAAGGAUGAGAUCGACAAGUUGACCAAAUUCGCAGAGAGUCCGCAGGAUAUCCUAGAUAAAGCCAUGUCGCGGUUCGCGUGGGACGAGCAGGAGGAGGAGAAGCGAGCUCACAGGGAGGAGGAGGAGAAAGAGGAGAAAGAUCAGAUGGCUCAGAUCGACUGGCACGACUUUGUUGUUGUGGAAACGAUCGAAUUCACAGCGGAAGACAACAACAUCCCGCUGGCAGCCCCGAUCGAUGUCAAGACUGGUGCCCCGCAGGGACCUCCUGUUGCACUGGACGCGUCUGGCAAGGGUAGCAUUUCGCAAGCGGCGAAGAUCGAGAAGCCCAAGGAAGUAGACGAGGAGGAGAAGGACGAGCCUGUGGUUGAUCGCGAGAAAGAGGAGAAGGCAAAGGAGCUGGAGAAAAGAGCGCUGGAGGAGAAGGAGAAGGAGGAGAGGGAGAAGGAGGAGGAGGAGAGAAAACAGAGGGAACAGGAGGAACGAGAGCGAGAGGAAAGGGAGCGCCAGGAGGCUGAGCGUGCAGAGGAGGAGGCGGCAGAGCUCGAACCAGAGAUCCCACUGCCGGCGGCGGAACCAGAGAUGAAAGUCAGAAAGGACUACGUGCGCCACAAGAAGGCGUCCGCCCAGCGCCUGACCCAGCGCUGCCCCAUCACUGGCCAGCUCAUCCCCGCGGAGGAGAUGUCCAAUCACCUGAAGGAUGCCAUGCUCGUGGACCUUGUCCGCUUCGCCUCCAACGCCGGGCUGCAAGUGUCCUGGGCUUCUUUCGACGGCGCCGACCUCGGCACCAGAGUGGCCUCCCAGCCUGUCCGCCUCGACGAAGCGUGGGCCGCCGUCCCCAAGACCGCUAGACAGACACCACGUGCGGACGCUUUCGACGAGGUCUCUGGCAACCUCGUCAAGGCCCUCACCUUCACCUUUCGGGUAGGCGUCGACGACCGCCGGAACCGCACGGCCCGCCGCGGAGACGAUAGGUGCGGCGUUCCAGCCCCGGCACGAUGGAGAUCGCGGCGGCGCGGCGACGGCGGCAGCGGGCGGCUGCCUCCGCCCGCGCUGCGCUCCGGGUGCCGCGGGCGCCGCUGGCGCCGCGGGCGCCCCUGGCCCUGCUGCGUCGAGGGUGCUGCCGGGGCUGCUGGCACCGCGUGCGCCGCUGGUGCUGCUGGCACUGCUGGCGCUGCUGGCGCCGCGGGCGCCGCGGGCGCCGCGGGCGCCGCGGGCGCUGCCGACGCUGCCGGCGCCGCGGGCGCCGCGGGCGCCGUAGGCGCUGCUGGCGCCGCGUGCGCUGUUGGCGCUGCGGGCGCCGCGGGCGCCUCGUGCGCUGCGUGCGCCGCGGGCGCCCCAGGCCUCGUUGGCGCCGCGGGUUCUGCCUGGGCUGCAGCGCGCGCCGCCGGCGCCGCUGGCGCUGCCAGGGUUGUCGGCGCCGCGGGCGCCGCGGGCGCCUCGUGCGCUGCGGGCGCCGCGGGCGCCGCUGGCGCCGCAGGCGUCGUGGGCACCGUGGGCGCUGCGGGCGCCGCGGGUGCCGCUUGCGUUGCUGGCGCCGAGUUCGCCGCUGGCGCUUUCUGCGCUGCGGGCGCCGCUGUCGCCGUGGGCACCGCGGGCGCGGCUGGCGCCCUUUCGGCCGCCGCGGACGCCGCUGCGGCGGCGGCCGCUGCCGAGCUUUGGGCGGCGACGGCCGCCUGCCUUCGCCCAGGCGGCGGCAGCCGCGGCCCGCGCGGCGGCCCGGCCGAGCGCGCGGCCGGGCCUGGUGCGUGUGUCUCAGCAUCUGGACGGACUCCAGCAGGACGAACGUGACCGUGGACUCCACCAGCAGGAUCGCGCGCAGCAUGACGGACCCCAGCAGCACCACCAUGAACAGCACGAUCGACUUCAGCAGCGCGACCGUGAGUAGCGCGACGAUUUUUUCGCGUUGUAUCGGUCCUGGGUCCAUCGCAGAUCGAUCCGGAUCGAAAAAUACCGCUGGAAUCUGGGGUCUACCAGCAACACCACCCCGACCAAUGCGUGCGAGAAGGACUGGCAGGGGCAGCGGCAACCUGCCUUUGCGCUGCUCCGUGAUACGUUGUGAGCGAUGCUGGGGCCCACCUUCAGCCGCUCCGGCGCCCCGGCCAAUACGUGCGACAAGUUGCAGGGGUAGUGGCAACUGGUCCAGGCGCUGUUCAACGAGAUGGUGGGGGUGAAAUUGGAGCCCGCCAUAAUCUGCUGCAGCGCCCCGAUCAGUGCGCGCGAGAAAGUUUGGCAUGGACGCAAGCAACCGAUUCUGGCGCUACUCCGAGAGACGCUGGGAGUGACGUUGAAGCCCGCCAUCCACGUCUACUCCAGCACCCCGAGCAGCGCGCGUGAGCAGGACGGGCCGGGGCAGUGUCAGUCAAUCCUGGCGCUGGUCAGCGAGAUGCUGGCAGUGAAGCUGGAGCCCGCCAUCGUCAUCUGCACGGAGCCCCGAUCAGCACAUGAGAGAAAAACUGGCAGGAGCAGCGGCGGCCGAUCCUGGCCGUACUCCGGGAGAUGUGGCGAGUGAAGCCAGAGCUCGCCAUCAUGUUUGCCUGCUGCGUCACCCCUUAGCACACUUGCGGGACCACUUGCGGGACGAAAGCACGCAUCGAGUUGCUGUCUGUUUGUGAAGCUGGGGCCCACCAUCAUCCGCUACAGUACCCUGAUCAGCGCGUGCGGGAAGGACGGGCGCGGGCAGUAACAGCCGGCCGCGGUGCCGCUCAACCACCCGCUGGGGGUGAAGCUGGGGUCCGUCAUCGUCAACUGCUACAGCGCCCCGAUCAGCAUACCGACUCCCGAAAAAAUCCGACGGAUGUUUGAAGUUUCCCAAUCGGUUUCCGGAGGAAUCUCUUUGAUUUCCGGAAAGAUCCAAUGGAUUACCGUUGGAUUCGUAUGGGUGUGCCAGGGAUUCCUAGAGAUGUCAU
Messenger RNA from Prorocentrum cordatum, 3545 nucleotides. NCBI's taxonomy places the organism in Eukaryota, Dinophyceae, Prorocentrales, Prorocentraceae. The record is from the annotation of a GenBank genome assembly.